AUGGAGCCCCCUACGAAAAGGCCGCGCCUCUCGGUAACCUCCGAUCCUCCCGAGGAAGAAGUCUCAGACGACUGGGAUCUACAAACAGCACGCGCCCAAAAUGAUAUGAAGUUGAAGUCUAUAUUCGAGAACAUCUUUGCGAAAUACGGCCAGGACUUUACAGAAGUCGGCGAUGAGAUCGACCUGGAAACAGGGGAUAUUGUGGUCGACAAUGGUCAUUUAUUGGGCCUGCAAGAAGAGGAUCGCAACCAUCAGAGCCGAGCAUGGCACGCCGAGGAGGGCGCGGAAGGCGAGGAAGACGAGGAUCCUGAAUCUGAGAAUGAAAAGGAGCCUGUCGGAUCACUGCCUGAUCCCGAUAACCUUGUGUUUGAAGAUCCAGGAGGGCACCCGGGUGAUUCCUUCAAGUUCACGCGACCGGAAUCCAAAGGUCCCAUGCCCGACGAGGAUCAUUCCCUUUCAAGAGAGUCUGCAUUGACCUCGACCUCUGACAACCCACAACUCAAACCGACCCCAGAACAACUGGACCUGAAACCUUUUCCAGAGGAACUGGGCCCAAUAGACCCUGUAUGGAAAGUCCCUGAACUUCCCCGCUCCUUCUCGACGCCUAGAACCGAGACUAGGUUCACCAAAGUGCCAAUUACUCCACGGCUGCCGACGGUGGACAGAAAAUCAUCGCCACCAGGAUCCAGAUCCCUUUGGAGUGUUCCAAGGCAACGUCGGCCGCGCACAGAGGGGAAGCCCAGAGCGACGCCGAGCAAAACCCGACCCCGGGCGAAACGAAAGUAUCAUUCCAGCCCCGUGGCGCUGGAGGCGCUUGACUGGUCUUUCGCGGAUAUCGCUGAAGAAGGCGACGAAUCGGACGACCCGCUGCAGGAGUAUCAGCCAUCUCCCACCCCAUCCAACGCAGCGAACAUUCGCCGGAAGCGAAUGCGCAUAACGGCCCAUGAUGGCUCUAACCAAGAAAUUCGAUUCGCAUUAAAUCCUGAAUUGUUGACACCUGUCGAGCCCACUCCUCACGACCAAUCGGCUACAGAUACACAUCUUGGCGCGAAUCAUCGCCACGUGGAACAAGGCGAUGCACGGGCUACGGUGACAAAAUAUAUCGACGUACAAUGCAAUUCACCUGCGCUUCCCUCCACAGCGUAUGGCGCUGCGCCUGCGUCGAGGCCCGUCUAUGUAUCCGCCCCUGUAUCUGCGCCCGUACCUGCUGCACCGUCAUCGAAGUCCAUAUCACCGCGGACCCGCAUUACAAUGACGCCCGACGAGAUGAAACUGGUGCUUCGCAAGCGCCACGUCGAAGGCAAGAAAUGGAAGGAAAUACUCCCGUUUCUGCCUUACGCCAGCUAUGAAAAACUCAGAGUGUGGAACUCAUAUCACUGGCAUUCUGUUCGUGCUAAACCAUCUCCACUCCGGGCUCCGUGGUCACAAAGCGAACUUGAAACCUUCGAUCGCUUACAGGGUCAGCCAUUCCUUGCCUGGAAGGAUUUCCUAGCCCAGUUUCCCAACCGAUCCAAGCCUGAGAUUGAGUUUGAGCUAAUGCGCCGUUGGGUUGGAGAUGAGGUGUGGAAUCGCGAUAGAAGUUCCGUGCCUCGCUUGAAAAAUGACGGUGGUGGCUUAAAGAGGCAUUGUGUUAACCCACAACGCCGACCAUCGAAAGAUGAUGGUUUAGAAAAGGAUGUCCGUGAUCAAGAAAGCUCAGUUACUCGCCUCGACACGCCCCGGCUCGUCAGACACCACCAGUUACUAAUUUUGACACACCCUCGGCUAGUCAGACACCAACUGUUUACUUGA
Molecule: messenger RNA, 1791 nt
Organism: Penicillium manginii
Lineage: Eukaryota; Fungi; Ascomycota; Eurotiomycetes; Eurotiales; Aspergillaceae
Product: Myb-like DNA-binding domain protein
Exons: 1
Coding region: 1-1791 (596 amino acids)
Cellular component (GO): nucleus
Molecular function (GO): histone binding; protein heterodimerization activity
Source: RefSeq, a predicted model, not a curated record